ACGCAAUUAAAUACUGAUCAAAAACGAAUCUUUAAUAGAAUUACUGCUGCUUUAUCUGAUAGUAAUAAUGAAGUUCUUCGACUUUAUGUUAGCGGUGAAGGUGGUACUGGAAAGAGUUUUCUGAUAAAAACUAUAGAUGUUGGAUUCAAAAAUAUAUUGCAGACAAAGACACAGCGGUAACUGCACCAACCGGUAUAGCAGCUUUUAAUAUUGAUGGACUUACUAUUCAUAGAUUAUUUCAAUUGCCAGUAGAACAUGGCCGUACUGCUAAAUAUAAACAACUUUCUGAUAUAGCCCUUAAAGUUAUACGGGACGAACUUAAGAAUGUUGUUUUAAUAAUUAUCGAUGAAGUUUCAAUGAUUUCAAAUAUCACUUUAAUGUACAUACAUCUUCGACUAACAGAGAUAUUUAAUACCAUGGAUUGUGAUAAUGGAUGGACGGCAAAAAACAUAUACUUCUUUUUGGAGAUUUAUUGCAACUUCCACCUGUACAUGAAGAUCCGCCUUUUAUUGAAUUAUCAACAUUACAAAUUCAGAAGUACAUUGAUGCAAUGGGCUCUGUAAAUUUAUGGUCUUUAUUCAGUUAUGAUGAAUUACCAAUUAAUGUGCGACAACAAGGUGAUGACUCUUAUCGAGAUAUAUUAACGAGAAUUCGAGUUGGAACACUAACAGAUUCGGAUGUAAUUAUUUUAGAAACGAGAAAAAUUAAUUUUAGAGAAACUAAUUGUGACGACCGAUUACAAGCAUUAUGUAAUUACUUACAAAAUUUACCAAUGGAUACAGUUUGUUUACUUCCAACUUGUGCAUUAUGUGAUAUUUUGAAUAUUGCAAUGUUAGAUCGUAUUUCUUCGGACAAAAUAGAACUCAUUGCUGAAGAUCUGACAGAAUGUGCAUCAUAUUUAAAGAAAAAAGUUAUGAAGAUAUUAAAUAAAGACGAUGAAGAUAGUUCUCGAACAGCUGGAUUAGCAAGAAUUAUAACUGUCAAAGUAGGAGCGCGUGUAAUGCUUAGAAGAAAUAUCGAUGUUAAUUUAGGUCUUGUGAAUGGUACCAUUGGUACAAUUAUAUCAAUUAUACGUAGCGCAAUUGACAAUAAAGUAGAAAAAAUAAAGAUAAGAAUGUCAUCAGGAAUAGAGCAUAUUAUAGAACGUUUAAGUGUCAAAUUUGAAGUAAUGGAUAGUAUUAGGAAUUGCACGAACGGUCAAAAGUUUCUAGCACUUAAUUCGCAUGAUCUUCGCUUUGCGAGCUGGUGUUUGUCUCGUCAACCUCUCAUGUUCGCUUCAACAUCAUUCGAGAAGCUUCUAGAAUAGAGAAUUCUCGGUGACAAAUAGUUUCUUUUGUUGUUUGUCGCGCAAAGAAGAAACAAACAUCAGCCGCGAUUCAACCGCUUGCUAACCGAUCGUAACCAAGAGGCAUGCGCGAGCCGGUGACGUCACGCGCAGAGUUGCCACUUUCAGGACGCAGCAGCGUGCUACAGCGCGUGGUGGGGAUACGCAGCAUGCGAGCAACCGUGUCCGUGUGCGCGCCGCGCCUCGGCCAACUUCGGGCCAGUAAAGGAGGACAGAUAUACUCGCUGUCUCGUUCUUGCUCUACGUAUAGCUAAUACUGCAAUAUAGCUAUAGCGGGCUGACUUCGCGUUCGCUGGCGCCCGCAAAAUUGUAAUACAUAUGUUGCUGCUCACAUCUCUCUCUCUCUCGCUCUCUCUCUCACUCGCUCUCUGUCUCUCGCUCUC
Ooceraea biroi (clonal raider ant) is the source of this 1728-nucleotide messenger RNA. RefSeq lists its product as uncharacterized. NCBI's taxonomy places the organism in Eukaryota, Metazoa, Arthropoda, Insecta, Hymenoptera, Formicidae. The record is from RefSeq and is a predicted model, not a curated record.